AGUCAUUCAUAAAAUUCUAUCGAAAUAAUUCAGUUCAUAUUUUAUUGUGCUCAUUUGCUUCUUGUUGUUAGAUUUUAUUAUACUUUACACGCGAGUGAAACACGAUACACAUUGGCAGGAGGUGGGAAAGUGAUCAAAUUGAAGGAAUUAAAUUGAAAUUUUCUCUACGCGCAUUCAACAAAUAAAAAAAAAGAAAAGAAAGGAAAAUUUUCAACAAUGAAUGUGAAAAUAUUUCAUCGUUUGUUGUCGAUUUUUGUGUUAAUUAUUUUGGCUCAAAUAUCAAACUGCAUUCCACCUGAUGAUGAAUUUGGACGUCCCGAUGCACCACAAACUGAUGCUCAAAUGUACUACGAUACAAUCCCAGUUGAAAAACGUGAGAUUUUUAUCAGAUAUUAUCUUGGUGAAGCUUUGAAGGAACAAGGAAAUCUGUUAGAAAGAACAGGUCGAAUGGUCGGAAUUAUUGCUGAACAAGAGUUUGGGGCACCACCACCUGAAGGUUUCAUUUCCGGAUUGUUAGAUUGGACGAAAGACAACUUCGAGUUGGAGGAUCAUCAUGUACAGCAGAUUGUGGAGCAUGGAUAUGUUUGUGUUGCAGCUAAAGGGUGUUACUAUUCCGAUAACAUUGGUGGCCAUUGUUGCCCAUAUUAAAAAGUCUUUAUCGUUUUACGAUCACAAAUAGCAACUUUAACUAACUGUUCGUUUUCGAACAAUAAAAACGUAUCAGUUGCAAUAAUUUGCUGUGUUUUCUUCUUCGCUAUAAGCUAUAAAAUAAUAAAAAAAAAGUUGUUUUUCUACAAA
Clunio marinus is the source of this 798-nucleotide messenger RNA. NCBI's taxonomy places the organism in Eukaryota, Metazoa, Arthropoda, Insecta, Diptera, Chironomidae. The record is from the annotation of a GenBank genome assembly.